GAGGAUUACGACACCGGAAGCUGAUUCUUCUUUUCCUGUGUGGACGGCGGCCGCCAUGCGAGAUGUCAGCAGUUUCCUUCAGGAGCAGCAGAGCGGUAGCGCCAGCGCCGAACUUGGGCAGGAAUGGCACAGCAUGGAGGAGCUUUACAACAAGAAACUCUGGCACCAGCUGACAGUGCGACUGCAAAGCUUUGUCCAGAACCCUUGCUUUGCCACUGGCGAUGGUUUAAUUAAGCUGUAUGAAAAUUUUAUCAGUGAGUUUGAACACAGGAUUAACCCUCUGUCCCUUGUGGAAAUUGUUCUGCAUGUAGUGAGGCAAAUGACAGAUCCGAAUGUGGCUUUAACAUUUUUGGAAAAAACAAAAGAAAAGGUCAAAUCAAGUGAUGAGGCAGUAAUUCUCUGCAAAACGGCGAUUGGGGCUUUGAAGUUAAAUGUUGGUGAUCUGCCGGUGACAAAGAAAACAAUUGAGGAGGUAGAUGAGAUGCUCACCAACCUCCCAGGGAUCACUUCAGUUCACGGGCGCUUCUAUGAUCUCUCUAGCAAGUAUUAUCAGAUUGUUGGAAACUACGCUUCCUACUACAAGGAUGCCCUGAGGUUUCUGGGCUGCAUUGACAUCAAAGAUCUUCCAGUGGCUGAGCACCAGGAGCGAGCGUUCACUCUGGGACUGGCAGGACUGCUGGGCGAAGGUGUCUAUAACUUCGGGGAACUGCUGAUGCAUCCUGUGUUGGAAUCUCUCCGGAGCACCGACAAGCAGUGGCUGAUCGAUACAUUGUAUGCCUUCAACAGUGGCAACGUGGAGAAGUUCCAGGCUCUGAAGACAUCCUGGGGGCAGCAGCCGGACCUGAGGGCCAACGAACUGCGGCUGAUGGAGAAAAUCCAACUGCUAUGUCUGAUGGAGAUGACCUUCACCCGCCCAGCUAACCACCGGCAACUGACCUUCAGGGAGAUCUCGGAGAUUGCCAAGGUUCCUGUUAGUGAGGUGGAACUACUGGUGAUGAAGGCAUUGUCUGUGGGUCUGGUGAAGGGAAGCAUUGAUGAGGUGGAUGAGCGCGUUCACAUGACAUGGGUCCAGCCCCGAGUGUUGGAUCUGCAGCAGAUUAAAGGCAUGAAGGAGCGUCUGGAUUACUGGUGUGAAGAUGUGAAGAACGUGGCCCUGUUGGUGGAACACCAAGCACAGGACAUCCUCACCUGACCCACAGCUGCCCUUUGCACACCAGCCCCAUCGCAGACACCAAUCAGUCAACUCUACAACCAUGCAUUUUAAUCUUGUCUGUGGGGGGACGGUGUUGGGAUUAGGAUGAAGCAGUUUGAUUUCUUUGCCUGGAGACAGGGAGUCAGCUGCUUGGGCUGAGGGCAUUUUCACUGCCCCCCUUCUCCCGGCCCCUCACUUACCCCCUACCUUUCCCACUGCCCAGGGAAUUCUCACAUCUUCUACUGCCUCACACCCCAAGUGGUUGAGGGUGGAGAAAUGGGUGGUCCCGUAUCCCUGACGUUCACACACCCUGGGGAUGAGGGUGAGUGUGGGUGGUCCUGUGUACCUGAUGCCGGUACCCCUGGGAAAUGAGGGCAGAGGGGGUGUUGGCUCCAUUUCCUUGACAUCCACACUCCCUGGAGGAAAAGGGCAGGGAGGUGGAUGGUCCUAGCUACCAGAGUUACCCUGGGAGUUGGGCUGUGGCAGUGGGUCAGUCUGCUACCCCUCCUUUUUAAACUGAUUUUUUAAAUGUUAGGAUUGAAGAUUUUGUGAAAUCAUUUUGGGAGUGGGGGAUCAAAUUAUUGGGGGAAGGAGCCCCUAGAGUGGCAGCUCAUUGGGGGGAGGAAGCAUUUGUUUGUGAGUAUAUGCUGCUUUUAAUAAAGUGUGACCUUCUGCA
Hypanus sabinus (Atlantic stingray) is the source of this 1868-nucleotide messenger RNA. Its product is annotated as 26S proteasome non-ATPase regulatory subunit 13-like. The coding region runs from base 56 to 1192 and encodes 378 amino acids. Lineage: Eukaryota; Metazoa; Chordata; Chondrichthyes; Myliobatiformes; Dasyatidae. The record is from RefSeq and is a predicted model, not a curated record. Gene Ontology annotation, molecular function: structural molecule activity. Gene Ontology annotation, biological process: ubiquitin-dependent protein catabolic process. Gene Ontology annotation, cellular component: nucleus; proteasome regulatory particle, lid subcomplex; cytosol. The transcript is spliced from 13 exons.